AGGUGUGAGAUUUAGAGACGACGACUGGCGCAAAUAUCAGCAAGAUUUUCAUCUGACAACCAGACCCUAGCUGGCUGAUCCACUUCACACUUGGACAGACCGGUGCAUAAAUCACUCUGGCACCCUCGCCAAGAGAAACGCUUUUUCACAUUCUCAUCUUCAGCAGUAGAGAGUUCUGGAGUGAUUCUGUGUGUCCUUGUGUGCCCUUUCUGGAUCUAGCUCUGUGUAUAUCCUUUCUGGAUCUAGCUGGUGUAUAUCCUUUCUGGAUCUAGCUCUGUGUAUAUCCUUUCUGGAUCUAGCUGGUGUAUAUCCUUUCUGGAUCUAGCUCUGUGUAUAUCCUUUCUGGAUCUAGCUCUGUGUAUAUCCUUUCUGGAUCUAGCUCUGUGUAUAUCCUUUCUGGAUCUAGCUCUGUGUAUAUCCUUACUGGAUCUAGCUCUGUGUAGUAUUUGUUAUGGAUUGGCCUGACUUUUCUUCUCUCUGUAUCUACUUUGUGUUAGUGUAGUACCUGAGUUUACUGUGUCAUUCUGCUCCGUAGCUUUCGACUGGUUUUACAAAUAUGAAGGGAAGCUGCCCACUCUUAAAAAGGUACCUGGUGCUUUGGAAGUGGUGUUUGCAGUGCCGUGUGUGUGUAGUGUGUGUAUAGAAAUCUCGUCCACCGUCUCCACAUCUAGUUAUUGUGAACUAGGGUUGGGCUCUGUGGUUUGGUUUGGUGUGCUGUGCUGUUGUUUUCGGAGGUUUGGGGACCGUUUGCGGUAUCUGUCUGUCUAUCUGCCUAUCUAACACAACUGCAUGGAUUUUGGGAGUGCAGUGAGAAGCAUUUCAUCUCCCCAAAACCAAAGUCUCAAUGAUAUGCUGUGAAUGCCGCAGAAAGGGAAGGAGAAGAAGCAGAAGCACAAGAGGAAGUCCAAGAAGGACACACUUCCUGCCGAGAGGAAGAACAAGAAGGAGAUGGAGUACGAGCUCAAGCUGGCCGCGGAGAAGGAGGGGAUGCAGGAGCGAGAGAUGCAGCUGAAAAUCAACAGGCUGGUGCAGGAGGUACGAUAUGACCUCAAGGAUCUCUUCAAUCCUGCGUAUGGACGGGAGAGAUGGAGGCGGGAGGUCAAAGGUCACUAAUGACGUGGGAUCUGAGUGGUGGACAGGUCUGGCAAAGGAAAUAUUGGGGUGUGAGUCAUUCGACAUAUGUAGUCAUUGACGUUAGUGACUGUGUUAAGCUAAUAGACCUUGAAAGAGGGCAAAAUGGGAGUCUAGGUAUGUGUGUGUGUGUGUGUGUGUGUGUGUGUGUGUGUGUGUGCUUUAGUAUUGCUUGUGUGUGUCCUUAUGGGUUAGUGUUUUGCACUGGUGCGCCCCAGGUGUCAGAGACAGAGCGUGAGGACCUGGAGGAGUCGGCCAAGGUGCAACACUGGGUGGAACGGCUCUGUCAGACCAGACUAGAGCAAAUCACUCACGUAGACGGCGAGGGCCAGGAGGUAAACCACGCACGAGUGCCCCCACAAGGGAUGGUCUGCUUGGGUGACUGUAUUGUCAUUGAGUUUAUACAGUUAGAGUAAAGUCAUUUUUGAUAGGAUUUCUUCGCUGUAUAACCGCCAAAUUCAGUUGAGAUGCUCAUGCACAGCACUCGACAGAUUGGAAAAGCAGUUGGAUCCCAUUUGUCUUACUGUACGUGUGUGUGUGAGUGUGUGUGUGUGUGUGUGUGUGUGUGUGUAAGCAACAUAUCUGUUAUUAUGUUAUUUUGCCCACGUCUAAUGUAAACCACCCUAGGGUGCCUGCGUAGUUUCAGCUCCUUAGUAAGGGGUUGUGUUCAGGUUUACUGCAGUGACUUUAGACACUGGAUGUUUGGCGUAGAUGUCCCCAGGUCCCUCCCCUGCCAACUCAGGCUCCACCAUGCGGAGGUUCCCCGGUGGUCUGCAGCUGGCCACCACUGACCUGGACGACAUCAACCUGGACGACGUGGACAAGAGCCUGAGGCAGCCUCUUAAGAGGUUGGCCCCCACGCAGCCCACGUCCAACCAGCCGCCCCCUCCCUUACCCCUGCCCCCACCCUCACCCCGCCUCUACCCCACGGCCCACCUCCCAC
This is a messenger RNA of Clupea harengus (Atlantic herring), 2074 nucleotides long. RefSeq names its product harmonin-like. The coding region runs from base 859 to 1113 and encodes 84 amino acids. The record is from RefSeq and is a predicted model, not a curated record. Lineage: Eukaryota; Metazoa; Chordata; Actinopteri; Clupeiformes; Clupeidae. The transcript has a single exon.